Messenger RNA from Mercenaria mercenaria, 421 nucleotides. RefSeq lists its product as uncharacterized. The coding region runs from base 38 to 394 and encodes 118 amino acids. Gene Ontology annotation, cellular component: membrane. Gene Ontology annotation, molecular function: calcium ion binding. Lineage: Eukaryota; Metazoa; Mollusca; Bivalvia; Venerida; Veneridae. The record is from RefSeq and is a predicted model, not a curated record. The transcript has 3 exons.
ACUCAUCAUAUUACUGCGUGUAACAGUGCAUAUUGAAAUGAUGAAGAUACUUCUUGCGUUUUCUCUUGUAGCUCUUACCUUGGGUUUAAGCCCUCAGUUUAACCCUGAUAUGUUACAAUUCCCUGUACAGUCCAGUUCUGCAACACCUGGGUCUCCUGUCGGAACUUCAUACGCUUCAGCAGACAACGGGCAACCGGUAACCUAUUCGCUUGUACAUGGUGACUCGGAGUAUUUUAGCAUUGACGCAUCGAGUGGUGAGAUCACAUUUAGCAACAUUGAUCCUAGUGGCAAGGUUAUGAUGGUGUUUAGUGUCAAAGCUGUAGAUUCCAACGGGAUGGAGAGCUACCAACCAGUCGCCGUUUGGUUCGAAGAUUUGUUAGUAAAUACUUGCUAGUCAAACACAAAUAAAUAUAGAUCUAUG